AUGUUCUUCGUUGAUCGAUUACCCUUACCAUUCCUCAAGAAGGAGAAGACACUGAAGGACCGCGCGGAAUCCCGUAAGAUGCGGGUUCCAGGAUAUAAUAAACUCUACUUCAUCGUGUACGACACGAAUGAUGAGAAAUACCAAAAGGUUUUAGACUGGUUGAACUUGAACAAAUUCUACGCGUUCGCCGCCAACCUCAUAGGAAGUGAACUUUUUGUCAUCAUCGCGGACAACGGUCCAUUCCCCAGGACCGCUGUCGUUACUUUUCUUGAGGGGGAUUUGCACAAACCCUGUACCUUGAAGGUGGAGUACGCCAUUUAUAAUCAGCCACCACCCUCAAAGUAA
Kwoniella mangroviensis CBS 8507 is the source of this 345-nucleotide messenger RNA. RefSeq lists its product as uncharacterized. The record is from RefSeq and is a predicted model, not a curated record. The transcript has 4 exons. Lineage: Eukaryota; Fungi; Basidiomycota; Tremellomycetes; Tremellales; Cryptococcaceae. Bases 1 to 345 code for a protein of 114 amino acids.